UCAACAACAACUUGUGAUAUAAACACACUGGCCGUGGUGGGAAAGCGCAGUGUAAGGUGAAAUGUAAGCAACGAAGUGAAAACCCCGAAACGAAAAGUGUUAGUUGAAUGGAAAUGUUGAAUGUAUGACUGUUAACAGUUGAAAAUUAUUACGUUGUUUGUUAGGAUUAUUUCUGUUUGAAGCUAGUACCCUAUAGUUCAAGUGUUGUGUAGUAGGGAAGAAAGGCGAGCAACUAAUCAUGUUUUCCUGUUGCCGCUGCGUGAAUCCCAAAUCACCAAAGUACAAACGCAAAGGCGAAAAGGAUGAUGAUUCCCCAGAUCAGAGCAGAGAAGAGCUUUGUCCGGAUGAGAAUGUUUCGAGCGAGGAAGAGAUCAAAGUGGAGAUAAUUGAAACGGAUGGGAAAUCUGUGGGCCCUCCUGAGGUUGAAGUCAAGGAUAAAUCCAUUGACACUGCCCUAGCUGGGAAUGAUAAUGCUCUUCCGCUACCGGUGACAGAAGCAUCAGACUGUGGCAAUCAUUCCGAGGAUGCUAAUCACCAGUCCACUGGUAGUGGUAGCCCAAAACCAUCUUCACCGUCGAGUGGACAUCACUCUCAGAACCAACCAAGUUUGGCGGAAAACUGCGCUCAAGAAGCUCACGCAAAUGAACAUCCCGUCACAGGCAGUCCCAAGAGUGUUACAACGGUGGAAGAAAAGUCAGCAGCAGAUCAAAUUCCCACGACCGUGGUAGAAGUGGAGCUUAAUUCCACCUCCAGUCAGGAGAAAAACGACGCCAGCAUCUCGAGCGAGUUGAAAGAUGAAAAAAAUAAUGCAAUAACCGAGCCGGCAGUACCGGGUUCCGCAAAUAGUCCGGUGGAAGACAAAUCCAAACAAUCAUCGUGCUCGGUCGAGGAAAAGCUUCCCAGCAGCAGCAAACACGAAGACGACCAGCCGAAAGAGUCGGAGGAGAAGCAAACGGCUAGCAAUGGGAUUGAUGGCGAAGCACCUUCAUCAGCCUCAUCGUCCGAUACGGACAACAUUAAUUCCGAAACACUUGAACCACCAUCGGAAAUCGAAGUUUUACCACCCGCUCCGUUUCAGGAAGAACUGCCGACUAGCCCACCCGUUCAGCAGUUGGACAUGGAAAUCCUUGACCUGGACCUCGCCGAUGAACAGGCAGAUAGUUCUGAGAAAUUACGGAGAUUAAGAAGUGACACCAGCAAUAGCCAGGCUACCAUAGAGGAAACAAUCGAUAUUCAAGAUUAUUUACCCCCGAUUGAAAGUAAAUCGGAAGGUUCCGAGGAGCAACAGAUGCCUGGCCGGAGUGAGUCACAGGAUACCAACGACAACAAUAACAGUGAAUUGUGCAGUGAGAGCAACCCUGUGCCACCAGACAAAGCAGACAACGGUGAGACAGGUUCGAGUGCCGAGAACAAUGGACCCAAUAGGUUGGCCAGCGAGUCGGAGCCGAACGAAGAGGGGCAGUUUCCGACCAGUCGAAAAGAAUCGGCCAACAGCGACGACACCACCAUCCGCACACAGUUAUCGUUCCGGGAAAGUUGCCUCUCCCGGCGUUCUUCGUCAAAGUCUUCCAUCAAGAAGAAAGUCGCCUACAAUGACAGUACGGAAAUCAUUCCCCCACCAGUCUAUUCCGGUCUGAUAAACGAUGAUGAUGAAGUGUUUUCGGAUUCCGUACCACCCAAACUGCCCCGUGGAAAUAUGUGUGCCCCCUACAUAACCAAACGGGGGUCCAUCCCGGGACUCGCGGCACUGCCGGACUGGUUCGCCGAAGAUCGAUUGAUGAUGGAAGAGGGUGGCAUCAUGGAACCACCCACGACUCCGAUUGGCCGGGAUGAACUCGCCCUGCGGCGGCAUCGAUUCUUCUCGGAUCUCCUGAAUGCGGCUCAUGCUGCCGUCGAGCAUCGGGUGCGGUUCGAUCCGCUCGGACCGAUUGUGGCCACUGAUGAGGAUGACGAACUCUCCUUUCGCCACCAAGGACAUCAACAGCCGUACGAUACAGAUUGUGACCCGGAUUUGAAGCCCUCGACAACGCGCGAACUAGAGCAUCUCAUCAAUCGGCUCGAUCGUAUAGUUGAUCGUUUGGAACGAACCGUAUCGGCUCGGGAACUCGAGGAAACCCGUCGUAUCCUCAAGGACGUCUGCACCGUAGGCAAAGCCGUGGUGUCCACCAGUACGGACGAAACUUGCACCGGAACCGAGGAAGACGAUAAGCUGCUCGAUUCGAACUCGAACAGCGAUCUGCCAACGGUUUUGCCAUCAACUCCACCUCCGUCAGCGUCCUACCUGCACCAGCAGCUGGACAGCCUCGAGGCGACACUCUUUCCUGAGCUUAACAACUCUACAGCUGCCAAGGAUCAGCCUUCAACGCAAAACGAUACUCUGCCAACCGUUCUCUCGCAAGUAGUGUUAGAUAAUUCUAUUAAUAGUAAUCAUAGUAACGAUCAAGAGCAAACUUCAGUAUUAGAAUCGAUCGACUUCCCACCACCACCUCCUGUUCCGACGGACGAAAGCAUCACCUGUAGACUAGCUUCAUCCGACAUCAUGAGUGUGAACGCUUACGAAGAUAUUGUGUUGGGCUCGCUGGCCAACUUUCUCACCCUUUCCAACAAAAUCGGAGGCGAUGUCCAGGCCCAGGCUGCACUGGUCAAGCAGGUGUUUGAUGCCCAACUUUCGUUUGUGCGAACGGCUGCCGAAUCCAGCGCGCCAUCCAACAACGACCUCCAGAGCCUACUGAAGCCCACUUCGGAUCACAUUGCGGCGAUCCAGAACUACCGUGAGAAACACCGAACAUCGACCUUCUUCAAUCACCUGUCGGCGGUCAGUGAAAGUAUUCCCGCCCUCGGAUGGGUUUGUGUGGCUCCUACCCCCGGCCCAUACGUAAAGGAAAUGAAUGAUGCCGGCCAGUUCUACACGAAUCGCGUGCUGAAAGAUUGGAAAGAGAAGGAUUCCACCCACGUAGAAUGGGUACGUGCUUGGGUCCAAACGCUCGCCGAACUGCAGCAGUACAUUAAACAGCACCACACGACCGGUUUGGUUUGGGCUGGCAAGGGAAAACCGGCGGCCACGGCCGGUGCUAUUCCACCUCCACCACCACCUGGCGGUCUGCCACCACCACCACCUAUGAUGCCCCUCGGUGAUCUUAGCAUCUCCGGAGACGGUGGAGACGAUCGGAGUGCUCUUUUCGCCCAAAUCAACCAGGGCGCUGAUAUCACGAAGGGUUUGAAAAAGGUUACGGCUGAUAUGCAAACUCACAAGAAUCCAAAUCUGCGAUCUGGUCCAGCCCCUUACAAGGCACCGAGUGGUAUCAGCAACGGUACCAAAUCCGUUUCGGCACCAGCUGCCGCGAAGCCUCCAUCGUUUGUCCGUGACGGUAAGAAGUGGUUGAUCGAGUAUCAGAAGGGAAACACAGGAUUGCUGGUAGAAAAUGCCGAAAUGAACAAUGUCGUUUAUAUGUUUCGUUGCGAGAACUCAACCCUUCAAAUCAAGGGUAAAAUCAACAGCGUAGUGAUGGAUUCGUGCAAGAAAUGUUCGCUCGUGUUUGAAUCGUUGGUGGCUUCAGCCGAAUUUGUCAACUGCCAGAGCGUGCAGAUGCAGGUUCUCGGCAAGGUGCCUACGAUUUCCGUUGAUAAAACCGAUGGAUGCCAGAUGUAUCUGUCGGCCGAUUCGUUGGAUGUUGAAAUUGUAAGCUCAAAAUCGUCUGAGAUGAACGUUAUGAUCCCGAAGGGAACAAGUGGAGAUUAUGUAGAACAGCCGAUCCCCGAGCAGUUCAAGACCAUCAUCAAGGGCCAGAGUCUGAACACGACAUGUGUGGAGAGCCUCGGUUAAGGUGUCAUCAUUUUAGAUUCAAAUCCUCCAACACACAGCGGAAACAUUUAGCCUCGUAGAUCGUUUUCAUUCAAAGAACACACAAAGAGCAUAAAAACGGCCCAAUAUCAUUUUGAAAUGCCCAUUUAAGUAGGUACAUUAUUGAGAUCAUUGAGAGCAGAGUGAUACAAGAAAAAAAUGUAUAAUGCUGUUUUUAAAAGGAAAAGAUAACAAAAAAAGCUCACUAACAAAUUAACUUCACUUUACCUUCCAUGCUCUAUCGCUAGUCAUUAUUUUUUUUUUCGAUGUUUAUAAAAUCACGAUUUUUUAGGAAUCAUCUAUUUUCGUAUUGUUUACAAAUGUAUUGUCCAAACGUCUGAUAAAUCGAACAACUUGAACUAAAUAAAUUGCAUUUAAUAACAUUUUUGCUUAAAUUUAAAUUAAUAAAAGCAUUAAAAGUAUCACCAAUAUCAAUUUAAAUGAAAUUUAUGUUCUAUCAGUGAGUUUUUGAGAGUGUUUCAAGGUAAAACUAACAACCUUCAUUCAGAUUUUUUGAAUUAUUGCUUUAAUAUUCAUGUUCAUUGGAUUCUUUUCCAAUUAGUAUAUAUCCAAAAUGUCAUCAACUCAGAAAAAGAAACAUAAAUCCUUCGCCAACAUGCAUCAUAAAAUACCGUUAUGGCAUAGUAAAAUAUUAAUAAUAACUAACCAUUGAUAUCCAUAUUUAUCUAACCGGUUUUAUCUACAUCGAGGACAUAGACGAUGGAAAAAUUAGUUAAAGCAAAUUUGAAAGCAGUUAAAAGUGAUUGGUAGCAAAUGGAAGGGGCUCUAGCGUGAGGCCGAAACUCACGCCCUAUUUCGAAAAGUCGUGUUGUGAAAGUAUUUGAAUGCUCUAAUUAGAACGGUGGAAAAGAUUCAAAAUUAUCAUAAUAAGUAAGCAUGACACUGAUUUGUUUUGAACUCAUCAAUUGAUUUGUCAUUUUAUCAAAACCGGAACUGCAAACUAUGAACACUAAAGCUAUAAAUUAUGGUACUCCAUACAUAUGAA
Molecule: messenger RNA, 4847 nt
Organism: Uranotaenia lowii
Lineage: Eukaryota; Metazoa; Arthropoda; Insecta; Diptera; Culicidae
Gene: capt
Product: adenylyl cyclase-associated protein 2
Exons: 9
Coding region: 239-3823 (1194 amino acids)
Biological process (GO): cytoskeleton organization; regulation of adenylate cyclase activity; cell morphogenesis
Cellular component (GO): cytoplasm
Molecular function (GO): adenylate cyclase binding; actin binding
Source: RefSeq, a predicted model, not a curated record